AUGAGAAUCAUGGCAAAGGGCGGUCUGUGGAAGAACUCUGAGGACGAGGUCCUGAAGACGGCCAUCAUGAAAUACGGCAAGAACCAGUGGGGUCGCAUCUCUUCCCUUAUCGGCAGUAAAUCCGCCAAGCAGCACAAGGCCCGCUGGUACGAGUGGCUCGAUCCUUCCAUCAGAAAGACUGAAUGGACAAGAGAAGAGGACGAGAAGCUGCUUCAUCUCGCCAAGCUAAUGCCCGCACAGUGGAGAAGUAUCGCGCCAAUCGUUGGGCGUACUCCAUCCCAGUGUGUCGAACGCUACGAGAAGCUCCUCGAUUCAGCAGUAGCUUCUGGCAAAGAUGGUAACCGCCACGACGAUGACAACUACGACCCUCGCAAGCUGCGUCCAGGAGAAAUCGACCCGAACCCCGAAUCCAAGCCAGCGCGUCCAGACCCUAUUGACGUGGACGAUGUCGAAAUGGAGAUGAUAUCAGAAGCACGAGCUCGGCUAGCCAACACGAGAGGUAAGAAGGCGAAAAGGAAAGCGAGAGAGAAACAGCUUCAAGAGGCUAAUUUUCUUGCUUGUUUGCAGAAAAGAAGAGAACUUAAAUCUGCUGGCAUUGCUGAUUCUGUUAGUCAAUCUAGGCGGAUGAAAACGAAGGGGGUGAUCGACUACAAUGCUGAAAUUGCAUUUGAGAGGAGGCCGCCUCCUGGAUUCUACGAUGUUAGCGAUGAAGAUCGAGCAGCAGUGGAACGACAACCUAUGUUUAAGUUCCCAAUUACGGUUGCAGAACUGGAAGGGGAAAGACGGGUUGACGCGGAAGCAGAGUUGAGAAAAAAGGACGUUGCUAAGGAUGCAAUUGCUGAUAGGCGGAAUGCUCUAUCGGCUAUCCUGCAAACUAACAGGUCGAAUGAUGGCGAAAUGUUGAUGAAGGGAUCGAAGCUGGUGCUUCCUGCACCGCAGAUUUCUGGUAACGAAUUGAGGGAAAUUGCUAAAAUGGGGUAUGCUACUGCUGGUGGUAAGCUUGAUGGGGACAAGUGA
This is a messenger RNA of Linum trigynum, 1017 nucleotides long. Lineage: Eukaryota; Viridiplantae; Streptophyta; Magnoliopsida; Malpighiales; Linaceae. The record is from the annotation of a GenBank genome assembly.